Lachancea fermentati is the source of this 1539-nucleotide messenger RNA. Lineage: Eukaryota; Fungi; Ascomycota; Saccharomycetes; Saccharomycetales; Saccharomycetaceae. The record is from the annotation of a GenBank genome assembly.
AUGGAUGAUGACAUUUUCUCAAAAACACUCGAAAACCCCGACAAAGUCCCGGUCGCUGACAAAGAAGAGUUGAUCGAUGUCGGGGACGUUAGCAGCUCAGAAGAAGAGCAUGAUGAACAUGGGGAAGAGACGAGCAAACAAGAAGCUGAGGACCCAAAGAGCAGCAAUCAAGAGUUGAGUGACGUGAGUCUGGGAUCAUCUAUGAAAGAAGCAGAGCUUCGCUCUGAAAACUGCGCACUCAAGAGUUCGGGCAUCGGAGAAGAAGUUCAGCUAAACGAAUCUGGUUCAAAAUCCGAUGAUGACGCAGACUCUGAUCGAGACAGUAGCUCUUCGUCGGAAGGAGAGGUUCCUGUUAUGGAUGAAGAUGACGAAGAAGAGCCUUCUCCCCAAGGUCCAAUCAAAUCGAAGAAUGAAAUCGAAGAGGAACCUGUGCCAGAGGUUCCUGCAGGAUUCGAAAUCAACGAGAAGACUGCGAUCGAAGAAAUUGGUGUUGUCAAGUCUGCUUUCGAUUUCAAUAUCAUAGUACACGCGCUAGGGUCUGCUGAGCGGCGCGUCCUGAAAGAAGGAUCUAUUUUGUGCUUAGGGGACCGUACCAUUUUGGGACCUUUAUGUGAAGUGUUUGGGCCUUUGCAACGUCCGUUUUACAGGGUGAGCUUUCCUAAGGAGAAGGCAGAUUACUUUGAUCAGAUAAAAGAACGUGUCAGCGAAAAAGUAUAUUACGUAUCUCCUGCUGCUCACUGGCUCGAUACAUUCGAAAUUAAAAAGAUACGAGGAACAGAUGCAUCCAAUGGUUUUGAUGAGGAGCUUCCUGAAGAAGAGCAGGAGUUUUCCGAUGACGAAAAGGAAGCUGAAUAUAAAAGAAUGAAGAAACAAUCAAAGAAAAGGAAAAACGAGACUGAGGCUUCACAAGACAACCACUUGGCCAAGAAGAGUGGCAGUAAGCCACAAUGGGAUGCUCUUUCUGGUCCAAAUUUACCCUCUCGUGGAGUCUCUUCCCCUGCCAAGAGCGGUUACAGGUCGCGAAGCGCAAGGCAGUCCGAAAAACAUACAAGUACACAGUCCAACAGGAAUCAUGUUACCCCGGCUUCCUCAGCUCCUUUCAUACCCCAGCCAUCUUCUCACCAGCAGCCCAUAACAAAUUUAUAUGCCCAGCAACCCCAGGUUUAUCCCUACAACCCACAAGGCUAUAACUACCAAAAAACCUUCCCUUAUCAACAGCCUUACCCAGCUCAGUACAACGCGCAAUACGCACAAGCAUAUCCUGGCCAAUAUCAACAACCAUACGGGACAAAUCACAUACAACAGCAAUACAUGCCACCAUAUGGCCAACAAUAUCCCCCAUAUCAGCAACAGUACGUCCAACCUCCCGCUAACGCCCCACCCGCAGAAUUCAUGCAGCCCCACCAAUCACAGCAGACACAGCAAAGUCAAAUUCUGCAGUUGCAACAAAUAUUGAUGCAACAACGUCAGCAACAAAAUCAGAUGUCUAACUUGCAAUUCAGCCAACAAAAUAAUCAUCAAUCACCUCCUCAUGAUUAG